AUGGGCUAUCCAGCAGCCGCUGCCCCCUUCUCCUUCCCGUCGCCACGCCGCCCGUCAGCCCGCCGCCGCCGCGCGCUAGGAGCAGCGACGCCGACGACGUCGCGCGUCCGGUGGUCUUCACGCCGGUCGCGGCUCGAAGCUGCGUCGGAGGGCGUAUUCAGCGGAGGAAGAAGCGGCGCUCUCGCCGCGAGCGCGCAGGUCGCCGCGCGAGACCACCACCGGUGCGACGCCUCUUGCGUCGUCUCGCCACCACCGGACUCCAAGACCGAGUUGGCGGGUCUGUUAAAGAGGUGCAGCGGACGUCGGCUCGAAGCCACGACGCACCGCGACGCAACCAGCGGCAGGUGGUCGGGCGCUGCUCACCGGCGAGCCCCGAGCCACCGUCGCCGCCUCGUUCAUCAAGGUGGUCGGCUUGGAUCCGGCGAAUGGCCCAGCAAAGUCUUACGUGGAGCUGAUAAGUUCAAAACUUGGUUAAGUGACAAGGAAGCUGUGCAGCAAAAGACUACUGCAUUUAGCAAACCGGCUUUCACAUCUGAUCAAGUAUACGACAAGAUUUUAGAUCUCCAAGACAAGGUUGCAAGUGUGAACAGAACCCCCAAGCCAAAACCGAAAGUUGAGAAACCGGCGAAGGUGGAAACAGAGAAUGGUGACGAUAAAGCAAACAGCACAGACUCUGCAUCUGAAGAGACCACCUCUGCAAAAGACCAGACGACAACUGAAUCAGACGAUGUCGAGGCUGAAACCGAGUCCAACGGUCACGAUGAGCUGUAAUAAUCAUUUAGUAACACACACAAAACCAAAGGUGCCAAUAGAUAUGAACAGGGGCGUAGCCAGGGGGGCUAGACCCCCCCCCCAAAUUUUGAAAAAAAAAUUAUAAUAUGUCUAAAAAUGUUGUUAUUAUUACUAUUA
Messenger RNA from Salvia miltiorrhiza (redroot sage), 909 nucleotides. RefSeq lists its product as uncharacterized. The record is from RefSeq and is a predicted model, not a curated record. Lineage: Eukaryota; Viridiplantae; Streptophyta; Magnoliopsida; Lamiales; Lamiaceae. The transcript has 5 exons. The coding region runs from base 1 to 771 and encodes 256 amino acids.